UAGAGUAAAGCGUAUAAUUAUACUGAGACAAAAGAUUUAUCUAUUAACAUAUAAAAUUGCAGCAAACGUUAACACCAAAACUGCUAACUAUUUUAACAGCUAGGACUUUCAAAGUAAUGCAUAUAUAAUACAACGAUACAAAGUUUAAGAGAAAAAAUUGCUCUAAAAUUUUUCCAUAACAAAAUACUGUACUUAGCCGUGGAAUAUUUUUACUGAACAAAAGGAAUUCAUCUUAGGAAGAUAUUGUACUCUUUUUCAUCUUUCUCGUGUGGCCUACCUAAUUCAUUAUUAUUAUAAUACUUUGAAAACAAACUUCCUCGAGGCUUGGAGCCGUAAGCGUCUUAUCAUUACAAAUAAUCGCUUUAAAGAUAUUAAAUUCAAGACGAUUUGUACAGCUGGCCUCUAAUUUAUUCAGAAAGGUCUAAUUUGCAAGCAAUUUAACACUUUCCUUCAGGAAAUAAAAGGUAAUUGAGCGUAAAAAUGAAUACUUAUUUGCAAAUUGAACAAUUAAGGGAUGAUAGUUAUUGUACAGGAAAAUAUAAAGGGGUUUGUUUAUUCCCAUCAUUCACUUUGAAAUGAUGUUUCAAAAACUCAUUACAUUAACGGAACGUUUAGAGGAUCCUAAAAAUCCUCUUCUAGGUCCAACGUUAAAAGGAUUGUAUUUAUUCGGUUUAUGGCAAACGGGAGGGAAAAUUCAAACAAUUUGUUACAACGUAUUUCACUGUUCCACAGUAGUCUUUGUUGUCAGUCAAUUCACGGACCUCUACUUGGUCAGAAAUGAUAUUACUAAAGUUCUUAACAACAUAUCUCUGACGGCUCUGAGCGUGGUUUGUGUGGUCAAAUGCUUUUCCUAUGUUCUAAGGCAGGCGAAGUGGAAGGAACUUGUAAAGGAAAUAUCGCAAGAAGAGCUGCUGCAAAUAAAGAAACAGGACGAAGUAACAAUGAAAUUGAUGGCGAAGUACACUGAAUACACAAGAGUAAUAACAUACAUGUAUUGGAUGAUGGUUUUCUUUACAAAUGCUUUGUUGUUAACAACGCCUUUGAUAAAGUAUUUGUCAUCGAAAAAAUACAGAGAAGAGAUAAAAGGAGGAUCAGAACCACCACAUAUCAUGAACUCUUGGUUGCCAUUAAACACUUCGGAAAUGCCAGGAUAUUUGAUAGAAAUUGUGGUUCAUGUUAUAAUGGGCUGUCAGGGAGCAGCUGUUGUUGCAGUCUAUGAUAUGAAUGCGAUAUCAAUUAUGUCUUAUUUAAAAGGCCAAUUGCUUAUAUUAAAAGCAAAAUGUAAGGGUAUAUUUGAUGAUGGCUCAAGAGUUGAUGUUUUGAACAGGAUCAAAGAGUGUCACAGGCAUCAUACCGUUUUGUUGAAACACUACAGGUUGUUCAACUCCCUGCUGUCGCCUACAAUGUUCGUUUACGUGCUUAUUUGUUCUAUAACUAUAUGUUGCAGUGUGAUUCAGUUUAGUUCUAAAGAAGCAACGCCGUCACAGAGGAUUUGGGUGAUCCAAUACACCACCAGCCAAGUAGCUCAACUGUUCCUGUACUGUUGGCAUAGCAACGAAAUCACUACUGAGAGUAGAAAAUUGGAUCGUGGUAUUUAUGACAGUGAUUGGUGGAAGGGAGAUACUGUUUUGCGUCGCCAAAUAUUGCUGCUGUCUGGGAAGUUGUCACAACUAUUUAUAUUGGAAGCGGGUCCGUAUACGACAUUGUCGGUGCCUACGUUUAUUGACAUUAUGAAAGGUUCAUACAGUUUUUACACGUUAUUCGUUCAGAUGCAAGACGAUUAAUAGUUUUGUCGGCGUCGAUAGCAAUGAACAAAUGGUGUUAAUACAUCAUCUUGUUUACUACAUUUGAGUUCUGUUUUUUCACUUAGUCUGCACGUAAUGGUAUGAGCUUCUAAAUGUUCUCCGACACAGCCUGACGUCUUUUGGCGAAGAUAUUUGGGUUAUUUUGACGGCUUGCAUGGUCUAUAUAUGUUAGCAGCUUGCCUGUACGCUCAGUUACUUUUGGCUUUCAAAAUGUAUUAUUGACUACUAACUAAAUACUACUUAUCUCGUCUGGCGAAAAAGCAGAGAUGGAAGGAGAAGGUUUUCAAUGGAAGCCGCUGGCUAAGUUGUUCACAUUGUGCUGCUAACUAAGUUUUUGGACUUUAGCAUCAAGCAGUGAAAUAUUUUGAACAUCGGCACCAAGUCGCCGAUCAAAUCUGUGGACUUCAGCAUCAAGCUGUUGACAAUUUUGAAUCCCGGCACCAUAUGGCCGACUGAACCUUUGGACUUCAGCAUUAUACUAUUGACUGUCUUUGAACAUCGGCAUCAAGUCGCCGACUAAAUCUUCGGACUUCAGCAUCUAGCUGUUGACUGUCUUUGAACAUGGGCACCAAGCCACUGAUUAAAUUGUCGACAUAAAAUCGUCGAUGAAUUGGAUGUGUAGAGCUUAUGAUGCUUUAUGCCGAUUUUAAAUCAAAAUCAAAGCAGAAUUAGUUUAGCUUAGUUCGCAUAUCUAACACAUUUUUUCAUUCUCGUGCAUGUUUAAUUUUCUCAGCUAUACACUGUAACCGGCUUUAGAAUAUUCGUUAAACAAGAAACUCUAUGUAAGUUCUCUACAGUACGGCUACUUGUUUUAUGUCUUAUUAAGUCUUGGU
Manduca sexta (tobacco hornworm) is the source of this 2638-nucleotide messenger RNA. It is a transcript of the gene Or-53, whose product is annotated as odorant receptor Or2. Gene Ontology annotation, molecular function: odorant binding; olfactory receptor activity. The record is from RefSeq and is a predicted model, not a curated record. NCBI's taxonomy places the organism in Eukaryota, Metazoa, Arthropoda, Insecta, Lepidoptera, Sphingidae. Gene Ontology annotation, cellular component: plasma membrane. Gene Ontology annotation, biological process: sensory perception of smell; detection of chemical stimulus involved in sensory perception of smell. The transcript has 5 exons. The coding region runs from base 576 to 1784 and encodes 402 amino acids.